AUGCCUCCUCGUACGCGCUCCUCCGCCAAGCACAAGCACACUCACAUCCCUACCACUCCCGCAAGCACAAGCACAAGCACAAGCACAAGCACAGCCUUGGACACGUUCCCGCGCGAGCCAUUGCUUGGCACAUCUCUAUCGCAACGACAACCACCCUCCAACCCCUCCAACCCCUCCACCACUCUUCGUACCAAGUUAGUGGGAGAGCAAGAGAAAGAGACAAGAGGGGUAGAGAAAGACGAGAUGGAGUUUAAAGAUCUAAGCCGCAAGUCGCAGUGGAUUGCGCUGGCGAUUAUGAGUGGUGCUUGUGCGGCUUUCAAUGGCGUUUUUGCUAAGUUAACAACGACCGAACUCACCACCUCAUUUGCGACAUCUAUCGCGAACCUCCUGGGGCUGGGUGAUGGCGAGAAAGUAGUCGAAGUUGUUGUGCGAGGGCUCUUCUUCCUCCUAAACCUCCUCUUCAACGCCAUAAUGUGGACGCUCUUCACCAAAGCCCUCGCGCGCGGCACCUCCACAACCCGCGUCUCGAUCCUCAACACGUCCGCGAACUUCAUGCUAACCGCCAUCCUGGGCUUCCUCAUAUUCAGCGAGUCCCUGCCGCCGCUGUGGUUCCUGGGCGCUGCGUUGCUGGUUGCUGGGAAUGUGAUUAUUGGGCGCAGGGACGAGGGGGAGGAUAAGGAUGGGGAUUUGGAGGCUGGUGAGAGGGAGGAGGAGGAGGGCGCUUUGUUGGUUGCGGGUGGUGAGGCGCUGGAGUUGGAGGAGGAGGAGGAAGGGGCAGAGGGGAGGAAGGAUGAGGAUAUUGUGCACUUGGGGGAUUUGGGGAGUGGGGAUAGUGAUGAUGAUGAUCUUGUGGAUUUGAGGAGUAGAUGA
Molecule: messenger RNA, 870 nt
Organism: Lachnellula hyalina
Lineage: Eukaryota; Fungi; Ascomycota; Leotiomycetes; Helotiales; Lachnaceae
Exons: 3
Coding region: 1-870 (289 amino acids)
Source: RefSeq, a predicted model, not a curated record